Messenger RNA from Mesocestoides corti, 1662 nucleotides. The record is from the annotation of a GenBank genome assembly. NCBI's taxonomy places the organism in Eukaryota, Metazoa, Platyhelminthes, Cestoda, Cyclophyllidea, Mesocestoididae.
AUGUGGCGGUCAACCCUAUUACUGAUUAUUCCCUUCGCCCUAUUCAAACCCCUGCAGGCGGUCUUUCCCCCUCCUCCUUUGACUAUCAGCUUGUCCUCAGACCGCGUUGCUCUAGGUGACUCUGUUACCAUUCGUUGCCAUGUUAACCCCAUUUCGGACGAGGGUGCUUUGAUGGCACGGAGCAGUAUGGCUCUGUAUUGCCCGGUGGUACAGGAGAGCGCAUUCUGCUUCCAGAACUGUCGACCUCUAGAACAAUGUGACUCCGUACGAGGCGGUGACUGUAAGGUGAUUCCUGCUCUGGAAAAGGUCGCCUGCAGAAGUAUAACGCAAGCCAGUGGUGAGAUCAUUUACGAGUAUACGAUCGACCAUGUUACUCAGGAGUGGUUUGAUAAGAGACAAAAGGGGUUCGCGUGCUACAGCGCUGCACAAACAACAGACUGGGUGAGACUGCUUCAAGCACCCGGAAAGGAGAGUUUCCAAGCCAAGACGACAACCACGACAAGGAUUCCUUCCACAACCAAAUCAACCACAACCACAACAACGACUACAUCAACAACCAUGGCCAGUACCACUACAAGCACAGCUGCACCGAAAUCUGUGAUAAUUUCUGAAACAAAUUCGAUGGAGAGUGGCGUAAAUUGGUUCAACUUUCUAAGAAAUUCAGCCAAUUCAUACCCCCGAUACGUUCCCCACGGCGUUCCUACAGCACAGCAAAUGACUCCAAGCUCAGCCUAUCAUCGACAGACGGCAAUUCUGGAUGGGUCUGUGAGUGAGAACCCUCCUUCCUGGGGUCUUUACGAUGGAGGAAACGCCGCCAGAGCUCAUCCUGAGGGCAAAGCUGCCAACGGAAGCACCAUGAGUAACUCAGGAGGCCGCAAUUCAGACUCCGGGUUCUCUCUGGCUCACGCCGCACCCGUCCAUUUAAUCACCUCCGCUGGUUACCCGAUGAGUUUCGAUCCGCUUGGGUGGUCUGGUCCCGUCACGCCGAGAUCCAAGCAGCACCGACUGCGGCAUUCACUGGUCCCACCUUAUUACAUCGGGAUGAAGAGAGCUCCCUCACGAGAGACUGUGUUCUCUGAAAGGCCCAUGUCAGAGCUAGGAUUCGAAUCUAAUCACUACAUCCCGGUGGUUUUGGGAGGUAGUUGUGGAGUAAGGGCCUCGCAGCCGCACUUGGGAGCCUACGGACCUCCACUAUGCGGCCCCGAUGUGAGCCUAAUCGAAAAACCAGGAGCGGGAGAUGGGGCAAGUGCUGGUGGAGGCAGUGGUUCACCCAAACCCGGCAUGGCGGUUUUGCUACCUGCAGCGGUAAUCGGCCAUCAAUUCGGAGUGCUACCUCCUCCUUCGAGCUCUACGGAACGAUCAUCAGCACCACUUUUAAAAACGGAUUUAACACUGAAAGCAAAAACAGCUCCACAAGCUACAUUGGAGGAAGCAGCCGCCGUCAAUGACUCUUCUGGACAAAAUGCAGCAGAAGUCCAAAAAUGGCUCCAGUCGAUGUCCUCGGCAGAAAAGGAGUUGCCUACGCGGCACCAUUUGCGCCUGCCGACCAAACUCGCAGACAGCCUCAACACCGAGUACGACGUUGCGAGCGACUGGAGCGAGCGAGAGCCAAUCCUGAUGCAAGAAAAGCCAGACAGUGAAGGCACUGUUCCAACGGACUGA